AAGACCCCUCCACCCGUACCCCCCCCACCCCCAGCACACAUCCAAGCCGCACACCACAUCUCCACCCAACACAUAACCCUCCCCAAAGCCAGCGGCGCCGGCCUCACCCUGCACCCGAUCACCACGGGGCCGGGCAGCGUGCCGGCAGAUCUGAUCCGGUUCCUGCACGCCGAGUUCAGCGCUGAGAUCCUACGCGGCGCGACGUAUCCUAUGGAGCAGCCGAUGGCGCUGGAUCAGUUCGCGGAGUAUUGGUUUGGGACGUUUGCGGUGGUGGCGGUUUUGGAUGAGGAGGAGCUCAGCGGGAGUAGUGAUGAGCUGCGCGAGGGCAGGCAAUGGGAGAAUGUGUGUCUGGGCCGCUGCUCCCAUAUCUGCAACGCAGGCUUCCUCACCACCACCGCAGCGCGCGGCAAGGGCGUCGGGCAAGCCAUGGGCGAGGCGUAUCUAGAAUUCGCGCCGAAGCUGGGCUACAAAUACUCCGUUUUCAACCUCGUCUUCGCCAACAACCCGGCCUCAAUCCGCAUCUGGGAGAAACUCGGCUUCAGCGUGAUUGGGCGCGUGCCCAAGGCGGCGCGGUUAGCGAACAGCGAGGAGCUGGUAGAUGCGUUGAUAUUCGGGCGCGAGCUGGGCAGUUGA
Messenger RNA from Penicillium alfredii, 633 nucleotides. Its product is annotated as GNAT family N-acetyltransferase. Gene Ontology annotation, molecular function: acyltransferase activity, transferring groups other than amino-acyl groups. The record is from RefSeq and is a predicted model, not a curated record. NCBI's taxonomy places the organism in Eukaryota, Fungi, Ascomycota, Eurotiomycetes, Eurotiales, Aspergillaceae. The annotation marks the transcript as partial. The transcript has 3 exons.